AUAUUCAUUUCGUUCAUGUAUUUAAAUCAUCUCAAUGGGUAUUCUGUGUUACAUGUAUUGAGAUAUGCCUUAUCUGGGCCUCAUCUGUUGUUUAUUUAUAACCCAGCCUCGUUUUCAGUUUCACCAUCUUUGCGUUCGUAGCCAUUGUGGAAAUUUGUUAUAUUUUUAAUCAACCACCAUCCUUACAUUUACUAAGGGAAUUAUUGCUAAAUCAUGAUUUUUCAGUUAGUGUGACAUCAGUUCUGUCUUCCUGUGAAACGAUUUUAUGUUUUCACGCGUUGUUUUGUGACUUAUUGAACUUUAACUUUUGACCUAAAAGUUAUGUCUACGGUUCGUCGAACAAGGAAACAAACAAACUUUACCAUGUCAAAUAGUGACAAUCCCAGUAACUGGACGGUCGCCGAACUGAAGAAAAAGCUGUCAGAUAAUGGAAUAAACAUUAAUGUGAACCUAAGUCACAGCAUUCUGAAAAGGAUUUAUGUAGACAAUGUUUUAUCCGUUCAGGGUCAGCAAGCAGCUGCAGAUGGUGAUCGCAAUCAAGCUAACAUUACCAAUGAUAUGCAAACUGUGGAUAACCAUGAUAUUUCUACCAUGCGUAACUCUGUGCUAUAUUCAGGGGCACCCACUCCUUCUGCUAAUUUAGCCGAGGGUGCACGCGCUUCAAACAUCGAAGUCUAUCCGGAACCAGGAAUUCCAGGCGGUAGAAGUUCGUCUUUUACUUCACUUCCGCCCAGCUCAACGCUUCCUACAAUGGCUACAUCAACAGUUACCACAUCUGCGAUGUCAGAAUCCGUUAUUCUUAGUACUUUGCAAUUGUGUCAGCAGGCCAUAACAUCAUUAACUCAGUCAAACAAGACCAAUGAAGCUAAAUACAGUCUUCAAACAGCCAUGUCAACGAACGCUGGGACUCCUGCCGUGAAUAUAUCUGAUGUAGACAUGGUUUCGCCAGAACUACGUGCUGAUAUUCUGGCAGAUGGAUCGUUUCAAGAAGCUGGCACCAGAAGCAGAUCUUCUGUGUACGCCGUGUCCUCCUUUAAUGGAAGUGAUUUGGACAGUGUUGUAGAAAAUCUCUGGGACCAUUCCAUUUCCAUUAGAACGCGCAAUCAAUAUAAAGUUGGACUGGACUGUUACAUCAAAUUCACCUUGCUGAGAGGACUGCAUGGUUCCGUUAGUGACUUACCACCAAUGUCGGAACAAUUGUUAAUAUAUUUUGUUGCUUUUUGUGACGAUCAUUUAAGAUUAGCUUAUUCAACGAUCAAAUUGUACUUAAGUGGUAUCAGAUACUUUUAUUUAAGAUUGAAAGGAUGUAAUCCUUUUCAAAAUAAUGCUGGUCAAAAUUUAAUUUGUUUGCAAUCAGUUUUAACUGGUGUAAAGAAAAAACAAAGCAUGUAUGCUGUUCCUAAACGCAGUAGGCUUCCUAUCACCAUGUCCAUUUUAACAAAAAUGUGUCAAUUACUCAGGUCAGGAAUUUUUGAUAUGUUUACAUCAUAUAUGUUUGAAGCAGCUUGUACAGUCGCAUUUUUUGGGUUUCUACGAUGUGGGGAAUUCACUGUCCUCAGUGAUUCUCAUUAUGAUGAUUAUGUUUCAAUCCAAGAUGUAAUUUGUCACGACUCAUUUGUCGCACUUACAUUAAGAAAAUCAAAGACAGAUCCAUUCAGAAAUGGAGUUCAGAUUAAAUUAUUUAAGACACAAACAGAUGUCUGUCCAGUGAAUGCUGUUGUUAAAUACCUGAAACUAAGAUCAGAAGUUUUCAAGUCACAACCUUUGCCUUUCUUUGUUACCAAGGAAGGUUCCAUUCUAACUAGAGCAAUUUUCAUUGACACACUUAAAGUCAUUUUAUCUCAAUUAGGCCUAAACUCUGAUCUCUAUAAUGGUCAUUCCUUCAGAAUCGGAGCAGCUACAACCGCACAAGAGGCACGCAUUGAAGAUCACUUAAUUAAAACAUUAGGUAGAUGGUCUUCCAAUUGCUACACUACUUACAUUCACACAUCUCCUUCAGUUAUUCAAAAUGCACAACAACAAAUAGCCUCUUCUGUUUUGUAGAAAUCAGUAA
This is a messenger RNA of Saccostrea cuccullata (small rock oyster), 2053 nucleotides long. RefSeq lists its product as uncharacterized. The transcript is spliced from 2 exons. Gene Ontology annotation, biological process: DNA recombination; DNA integration. The record is from RefSeq and is a predicted model, not a curated record. Lineage: Eukaryota; Metazoa; Mollusca; Bivalvia; Ostreida; Ostreidae. Bases 322 to 2043 code for a protein of 573 amino acids. Gene Ontology annotation, molecular function: DNA binding.